AUGUCGAAUAGCAAAACUGAACUCUUUCAGGAUUUGAAUGUCCCCAAAGAGUUGAGGCAGCCCAAACAAGGAUCAGUUGCCAAUACGAAGGUUAGGAUGAUUCUCGACACCUUUAAUGGAAGGCUACUUGAGUUGUCAUUCCGUCCUAUUGUCAUACCUCUACGAUUGGUAUUUUCUGGCACUUUUAUGUAUCCUCUUUUAGGAGUCACUUACUUUAUCAGCCAUCCUGUUCUAUGGUCAUAUCUAUUCUCGUUGAUACUCCCUCAGUUGAUUAUGACAUUUAUCGUUUAUGUCAUAGUUUUCAUAGCCAUUUAUCCAUUGCAAGCCGUCUUUUCAUUUUUCUUCAAUGGGCCAAUUGGUUUGAUAACGGCCAUAUUUGCUGUUCUACAAAUAGGAGCAUUGAUAUCCAACUGGAUGGUUACGUGGCUUAUUUUACCAGUGCCUUUGAACAUGAUGUUUGAUGCAAUACUCACAAAUGAAGGAUUGGAUGAAAUAGUACUGAGGGGCAAACUUCGUCGGAUAGUGAGACCAAGUUUCCCUGUCAGAGUCCGUAAAGCCAUCUGGACAGUGCCCAUUCAAAUAUUGUUUCCCAUAUGGCUAUACAGGUCUUUGUUGAUAGUCGGACUGAAUUUUAUACCAGUCAUAGGUCCCAUAUUGGUCGUAAUUAUCCAGGCGCCCUCCAAGGGUUAUAAAUCUCACCAAAGAUAUUUUGACUUGAAGGGAUUAGACACGAGACAGAUCAAUGCAGUUAUCAGAAGCAAAAAAGGUGAGUAUCUAGGGUUCGGAUUAGUAGCAGGGUUACUGGAAACGAUACCAUUUCUGAGUAUGUUUUUCAUCUUUUCUAAUAUGACAGGAGCAUCAUUAUGGGCAGUUAGCUUGGAAAAUCGUAUAGCCAAGGAACAAUAUAUUGGGAAUACAAGAGCACUGGGGAAGGCUAGAGGGAGAGCUUUAAUCAAUGCAAUCGAUUAG
Komagataella phaffii GS115 is the source of this 969-nucleotide messenger RNA. RefSeq lists its product as hypothetical. The record is from RefSeq and is a predicted model, not a curated record. The coding region runs from base 1 to 969 and encodes 322 amino acids. The transcript has a single exon. Gene Ontology annotation, cellular component: lipid droplet; ascospore wall; prospore membrane. Lineage: Eukaryota; Fungi; Ascomycota; Pichiomycetes; Pichiales; Pichiaceae.